Podarcis lilfordi (Lilford's wall lizard) is the source of this 4995-nucleotide messenger RNA. Lineage: Eukaryota; Metazoa; Chordata; Lepidosauria; Squamata; Lacertidae. The record is from the annotation of a GenBank genome assembly.
AUGGAGGGUGGACGAACAGGGAAAAGGAAGAGCGAAGGGUUCACUGACGUAUACCCUGAGACUGUCAGCUCCACAGCUGGUGAGUUUGGGGAAGCUUUGGUCUACAGACAUGAGGAGGGGCACAGGGAGGCCAUCUAGACCAAAGAGGGUUCAGAUGCUACUGAACAUUUGGGCGGAGGAAAAGCUGCAUGUGAGGGGUUGUGCAGAGGGGGACUUGGGAGCCAGUACAUCAGUGAGGUGCUUCCAGCUCUGAGCAGGACUUGAAAACUGUGUGGAAAGAAGUCUACAAAAGCCUUUAGGAAACAUUUGCAAGGCUUCCUUUUUAGAGCUUUUUAUUAGAACCAAAAACCAGGGUCAAGCAGGUCUGGGGUGAUCUUUGUUUCUGUACGUUGUUUCUGUAUUAAAUGGGAAAUGAUAUUUUUGUGGUAUUUCUUCUUCUUACACCAUUGUUGAGCUUUGGAGGAGAGACGGACAAUGAGAUGGGAAUAUUCCAGGGCGGUGUGUCUCUAGCUCUUCUCCUGAUGACCUAUUUAUUGAGCAUCUAUCCUUAUUUGCUAGCACAAAGCUUAUGUGUUAGAUUAUAUCCAGUCUCUAUUGAGAAUUCAUUAUUUGUAAGCAGGUUACACAGCAAUGAGCAUUCAUCCUGAUUUGCUUGCAAAGUUUUUAUAUAUCUUCCCAUUCAUCAUUUGUACAUUCCACACUUAUCAGUGCAUCUCCCUGUCUCUUUCCUAAUCACAGAAAGUCCAUCUCUUUCUUUAUUAUAUUUAUAUGCCCCCUAUUCCUCCAAGGAGCUCAAUGUGCUUUUCAGAGUUCUCCUACUCCCAGUUUUCUCCUCUCAACAACCCUGCAAAGUAGGUUAGGCUGAGGGACAGUGACUGGCCUAAGAUCAGCCAGUGAGCUUGUGACUGAGUAGGGAUGUGAACCCUGGUAUUCUGGGUCCUAGUCCAACAGGUACACUACAUUGGCUUUAUUAAAGUGGUUGUUGUGCUAGAAUGGAGCACUUUAAUCACUUUUAAUUGUAAACCUAAAUUUCCCAGUGUAUGCUUGAACCCCUUCCACAGAAUACUGACAGUCUGGAGACACUUUGAGGUUGGGGUUUGGUAGGACAGAAUAUCAGGAGAGCAUAUUUGAAUACUGUCUGUGGCUUUCAGAACCAUCUUCUGUGCUCAUCACAACACUAAUCACAAACUUAAUUCUGAUCCGAGACCAAAUUCCAUGAAACCACCAGCAGAUGGUGCCUCCUGGCCUUUUUGCAACCCCAAAUCAAUCCCAAAUUUGUGAUGGAAGCGGAAAGCAAUGUAACUGUGGUUGCAUGCACACUAUACAUUUCAAAGCACAUGACUCCUUUAAAAGGAAUCCUGGGAACUGUAGUUUGUUAAGGGUGCUGGGAACCAUAGUUCGGUGAGAGGUAAGCUACAGUUCUCAAGAUGUUUUGAGGAAAGUCAUGUGCUUUAAAUGUAUGGUGCAUGUGCAGUUUCCUGGAAGGGGCAACCCUUCCAUGCAUAGUCAAGGAACCAUCUGUCCUAGUUCCAGAUCUUGUUCAGUGUGAUUUUAGCCAGGAGGUCUUUUAGGAGGGGAAGAGUUGCCAUAGUCUCCACAAAAGCAGGAAACUUGUCCCAAGGAAAGAGCAAACUCAUUUUCCACAUGACAGCCUCUAAGGAGCUGGAGGAGAUUGCUGAGUAGCAGGAGACUGAAAUAGGCUGGAGGGGGGCUUGUAAUCCCUUGGGGGCAGCCUCUCCCGAAAAACACUCGGAUGCAAAGACAUUAAUGAGAAAGCUGUUUGGGCUCAGAUCCCUGGGGGCUCAAGUUCCUCUAUGCUGGGGUCCCAAAUUAAUUAGCUUUUCAGGUGAGCCUAUUGUGCUCCCCUCACUCUCACGAUCUCAGGUUCUCCCAGGGAGUGGGGGCUGGAGAAUCAUGUUCCCCCCAGUUAAUCCUAGGGAUUGCAGGAAGGAAUUGGGGAAAGGGUGCGGGAAAAUAUUGUUACCGUUCCGGCACUUCAUUAUCAGUACAAGGGGUAAAGGUUCACAACACCUGAUGCAGCCAGGUGCGGCUUCUGAAAAAUUAUUUGAAACGCUCACAGAACUUACAAAGCAGGAGACCCUUUUUGAAGAAGAGACAGUUGCGACACAGCUUUUUGCAGCUAGCUGAAGCAAUAUCCAAGUGCGUCUAAGAAAUAUAAGGUCUGCUUGCUGGCACCCACCAGGAUCACAUACCAGGGUUGGCUCAAGCUACAGUAUUCUGCUGUCCUGAGCCAAAAAUAACAAUUUUAAAAAAUCAUUCUUACAGGGUGGGAAGUGUGGGGAGCCCACACAAUAUGCAGGAGGAAGAGGGAUCUCUUUCAAGGGUCGUUCCAUUUCUAGCUCCUUUCAUAGAAUCAUAGAAUUGUAGAGUUGGAAGGGAUCCUGAGGGUAAUCUAGUCCAACGCCCUGCAAUGCAGGAAUAUGCAGGUGGCCCGUAUGGGGAUUAAACCCGUGACCUUGAUGUUAUCAGCACCACACUCUAACCAGCUGGGCAGGAGUAUGUAAGGUCCAAACUACACGGGGCUGGCAAACAUGCAUAAAUGGAACUCCCAAGAGCCUUCCCAAAAGGCAAAGCAGCUUUGGGAGGGAAUAAUCUAGAGCAAAGAAGCAAGACCAAACAGACCCCACAGCAACAGAGUUCUUGUUGUAGCAAUGUCACAUUAAGAGGAGUGCUUCGAGAUGUAGGCAGAGGGGAAAGUGGAGGUGAGGGUGGGGUAAAGGAGUAGGAGUCCAAAAGUGCUCAGUCCUGAGGGGCACUGGCAAAGUUUUGGAUAAAGGUGACUUGUAGGUCAAGACAGAGAAAUGCCAGUGGAUCCUCUUCUUGCCUUCCAGAUGUGGAAGUUCCCCUCUGUAAGAAGUUCCCCCAUGUACCAGAACCGGCAGGGGUCUCUCCGGCUGCACCUUCCUCCCUUCACACAGCUGCCGCCCCUAUCAGGAGACGUCACCGGACUACCUUCAGCCAGGACCAGCUAGAUCACCUGGAGGCAACAUUUGCAAAAAACCAUUACCCUGAUAUUUACUGCCGAGAGGAGCUGGCCAGGGCUAUCAAACUCAAUGAGGCUCGCAUCCAGGUACCUGCUCAGUACUUAAUGGCCCCAAGAACAUAUGGACACUGCCAUAUUGGACGUGUUAAAAGCAGCCUGCAAGGGGCCUUUUGGAAACUGGGUCUCCAAGGCACUUACGUGCUGUGCCUUUCUACAACCAUGGGACAAAGAAAGUGUGCUUUUUAAAGUCACAUUUAGAACUAUUUUUCCCCUUUGGUGCUUUUCAUUCUAUGUUUUCCUAAUAGUGAGGCAGUAUUUUACUAACUGCAUUAAUGGGUGUAUGGACUUGAAGCUCUCCGUUUAUGUAAACUUAAACAGUUGUGUUACAUGUAUUUCUUUAUAAAAAUAUUUAUAGACCACUAAUUCAUAUAAAAAAAUCAGAGUGCUUCACGACAAUUGUACAUAAAAAUACAUACAACAAAACCCAUAGAAAAUAGUUAAAAUCAGAAACCAAGUAACAAUUGUGGAAAGGCGCAUUCUUAAUUACCUGAAGGAAUGGAAAAGUUUUCAGCAGGCGUUUAAAAGUUGAAACAGAAGGCGCAGGGCUAGAUCAAUGUUACUGGUUACAUGUUGUUGUAACAUAGAUUCUAUAUGAGAAACUGAGGCAUCCUCCUCCCAAUACCUACUACAGUGGUAAGGUAAAGGGACCCCUGACCAUUUGGUCCAGUUGUGACUGACUCUGGGGUUGCGGCGCUCAUCUCGCUUUAUUGGCCAAGGGAGCCAGCGUACAGCUUCCAAGUCAUGUGGCCAGCAUGACUAAGCGAACCAGAGCAGCGCACGGAAACGCUGUUUACCUUCCCGCCGGAGCGGUACCUAUUUAUCUACUUGCACUUUGACGUGCUUUUGAACUGCUAGGUUGGCAGGAGCAGGGACCGAGCAACGGGAGCUCACCCCGUCGCGGGGAUUCGAACUGCCGACCUUCUGAUUGGCAAGUCCUAGGCUCAGUGGUUUAACCCACGGAUUAAGUACUUAAUUUGUUCCGGAGGUCCGUUCUUAACCUGAAACUGUUCUUAACCUGAAGCACCACUUUAGCUAAUGGGGCCUCCUGCUGCUGCCGCGCUGCCGGAGCACAAUUUCUGUUCUCAUCCUGAAGCAAAGUUCUUAACCAGAGGUACUAUUUCUGGGUUAGCAGAGUCUGUAACCUGAAGCAUAUGUUACCUGAAACGUAUGUAACCCGAGGUACCACUGUACUUUUUUAUUUUAACAAUAACAAAAAAUAUUAACCAGAGAACCAGCUGAGUGUGCAAAGUCCAGAAAGCUGCUAAGAAUCUCUGCUUAGGCCCACAAUUCCAAUCUGUCUACCUACACAUACCUAUGUAUAAAUGUGCAUCAUUCCCCUUCUGCCUAUUGCUUUGUAAGUAUAAUUAGUCCAUCCCAAACACACUGCACAAGCUUAUCUCAUAAUUUCCUGCUUCUGGCAGAUGUUUACCUUCUGCCGAUGUCCCAGAACAUUCUUGGUUUUCUUAAAAGGCUGGCACUGACAAGUUAUGGAUUUUCAGGAAUAAUUCUAUUCUAAACAUCAUUGCCAAGAUGCCUUGCCCAGGGAAUACAAUUCAUAAUAUGCAUUUUCUCUCUCCUUGUGCUGACAGGUUUGGUUCCAGAACCGGCGAGCCAAGCAGCGAAAGCAGGAACGAGCGCUGCCCAAACCAGGCACCCCUGGUAUCCUCUGUCCCCUGCCUACACCCCUACCUCGACAGUACCAAUAUCCCCCCACUCUUGGGUCACAUCCUCACCUGCCUCGCUUUCCCUCCACCUACACUCUGCCACCCCCACCUCCCCCUGCUACUUCUGCCCAGUUUUCCUGUCCUGCCCCCCACCAACCUCAACCCUCCCAUGCUCACGAAGACUGGUACAGCCCUCUGCGCUCCACAGCUGCUCCGCCACCUCCUGUGCUCUCUCUGAGUCUCGACCCCAGCACCCACUGGAACUAA